UGGCUGGACCCAAGCUUCUGCUGUCGAUGACUUGGUGACAUUCCGCAAAUCCAAAUCGCCACUAAUUUAUGUUGAAUUGUCCACCUUUAAAACACACAUUUAAUGUUUUAUUAAGAUUUGUUAUUUUCAGUUCGUAACAGUGUCAAGAUUUCAGAGGAAUAAGUUCGUGCAAUAUGGCUACACGCCAUUCUGUCGCACAGCUCUCGCGUAGAGCAGCUGGUACUGCUAGCUCUUCAUUGAGCCUACGAUUAUCGAAUAGUGCGCUACAAACGAGAUCAUUCGCAACGCCGGUGCCACCUGUCACACAAAACUCAACUGGAUCGAAAGGUCCAACAGCCAUGGUAUUCUUAAAUAUGGGCGGUCCUUCGACUCUAGAUGAAGUUGGAGACUUUCUUAGCCGAUUGUUCGCAGACGGUGAUUUGAUACCAUUAGGACGACUACAAAACUAUAUUGGACCCCUCAUCUCGCAUCGAAGAACACCGAAGAUCCAAAAACAAUACGCAGAGAUAGGAGGUGGCUCGCCCAUUCGAAAAUGGUCGGAAUAUCAAAACGAAGAAAUGUGCAAGAUUCUCGAUCGGAUAUCGCCCCAUACAGCCCCGCAUAAACCCUACGUCGCGUUCCGCUAUGCAGAUCCCCUAACUGAGGAGAUGUAUAAUAAAUUGCUGGCGGAUGGCUUUGGAAACGGUAAAGGAGGAAGAGCUGUGGCGUUCACACAAUACCCCCAAUAUUCUUGCUCGACGACAGGAAGCAGUCUUAAUGAGCUGUGGAAAUGGCGGCAACGAUUAGAAGGUAAAUCUGGACCAGGCACGAUUCAAUGGAGUGUCAUCGACAGAUGGCCGGUACAUCCAGGCUUAGUGGAAGCCUUUGCUCACAAUAUUGAGAAAACGUUGGCGUCAUACCCCGAAGAUCGCCGAAGCCAAGUCGUCUUGUUGUUCUCCGCUCACAGUUUACCAAUGACGGUGGUGAAUCGAGGUGAUCCGUAUCCCGCCGAAGUUGCAGCCACAGUAUAUGCUGUGAUGCAGCGACUGAAGUUUUCUAAUCCUUAUAGGCUAUGCUGGCAGUCACAGGUUGGUCCCCAACCAUGGCUAGGCCCUCAAACUCAAUCAUCGGUUGAGGAAUACAUCGCAAAGGGGCAAAAAGAUCUCAUUCUUAUCCCAAUUGCUUUUACCUCAGACCACAUCGAAACACUCUUCGAGCUCGACAAGGAGGUAAUUGGGGAAUCCGGCCACGAGGACACCGUCAAGCGGAUAGAAAGUCUCAACGGCAGCCCCAUCUUCAUCGAUGCUCUUGCGGACCUUGCAAAGACACACUUAGACAGUGGGGUCUCCUGUUCCUAUCAGAUGGGUCUCAGGUGUCCAGGCUGUAAGAGUGAACGAUGUACCGAGUCAAAGAAGUUUUUCGCAGCACAGGAAAAUACUUCUUCAGUAUCAUUGUAGAGCGCACAGUUGUCACAUGUUUGGAACCGCGCUUCUAUUUUGGCAGUUGCAAGGAGUUCAAACACUACUCCGGUUUUAAGCAGUUGUCUUAUUAUGUGCGUAUAUCUAGGCAUUCUACUCUACCCCCAUACUAGCUAUUUUCUGUUUUAGCAGAAUAUUGUACAAUUUAGACGACCGGAUAGGAAAAUAUGAAUUGGGCGGGUACGGCAUUGGAUUGAUGACUACUAUAUAUUUAAAUCUAUUAUCUACAUACAUAGCUACUCAAACA
Molecule: messenger RNA, 1704 nt
Organism: Annulohypoxylon maeteangense
Lineage: Eukaryota; Fungi; Ascomycota; Sordariomycetes; Xylariales; Hypoxylaceae
Product: ferrochelatase-domain-containing protein
Exons: 3
Coding region: 174-1436 (420 amino acids)
Biological process (GO): heme biosynthetic process
Molecular function (GO): protoporphyrin ferrochelatase activity
Source: RefSeq, a predicted model, not a curated record